Molecule: messenger RNA, 326 nt
Organism: Seminavis robusta
Lineage: Eukaryota; Bacillariophyta; Bacillariophyceae; Naviculales; Naviculaceae
Source: the annotation of a GenBank genome assembly
CAAAUCCGGCUCCUCCGAACAACGACAAUAUUGCUUCCAUGAAGAAGGGGGCAUUGAAACAGCUCUGGGAUGAGAAGUAUGCUGCCUUGAACUCUCCAAACUUUGGGUGGACUUCCGAUGACGAUGAUGAAUUAGAACGGCUUCAAAGUGGCACAAUUGUCGACUUUCCGGAAGACGUUGGUUUGCAGUCGCGUUGGGAUACGGAGGACGAAGAGAUUGCCACAAGGCUCCAAACCAUUGACAAGGGUCGCCGCCAUAAAGUAUUGCUGGAAGUACUCCGAUCUAUGAAACCAGAUGAAGCCGAUGAUGUAUUUGCGGAUGUGUAA